UCAGUCAUUUUGUCAUGUCUAAAAUCUUCUCUCUCCUUUUGACGUUCAAACCACACAAGAUACAAGACUAUCUCUUUCUUCUCUCUUUCUUUGGUCUUUCAACUACAUACGAAGCUUUUGGUAGAAAAGCAUAUAACACCUUUCUUAAUCAUCCAAAGAGAUGAAACAAUGGGUGGCUCUGGCUCCUUAAGAUAAAAAAAGAUCCGUCUUUAGUUUGGAUUUGGAUCUGAGCUGAGUUCUCUUUCAUCCAUCUUUGUUGGUGGAAUGGCGUCUGAGGAUGUAAGUGUUGUUGCGGAUUCGAAGAAAGAGGAAGAGAAUCUUGAUGUUGACAGUUCCAAGGACAAGAACAAACCUGAGAAUCUAGACUUAUCUACCGAGAAAACUGACAACGUCAAUGAAAAAGUUCAUGUAAAAGAAGUAGGCCUCCCUGAGACUGGUGAUGCGUCAGUGAAGAGUAAACCAGCUAAUAAUAAAGCUGUCAAGAAAAAGACAGGGACCUUCUCUCGUAGCCCAAGGUUCCUUUCUCAGAGCUCUUCUUUCCCUGCUAAGAGCAUUGAUGCAACACCAACAAAGGCUAGUCCUAAACCAAAGGCCACUCCAUCAUCAAACAAUGGUGUUUCUACCAAGCGCAACAGUUUAGUAUCUGUACCUAUUAAAAAGCACACAACGCCUGUGAAACCCAUUUCUAAGGAUGCAGCUUCGGUCCCUACUUCCAACAACUGUAGUUUGGUGGUAGAUGAAGUUUCUAAAGAUGAAACAACAGAAAAGAAGAAUGAGGAGACCCCAUUAAUCACGGCUGUGGUGGCAGAUAAAGUAUCUAAACCUAUAACAAGCAAGGAAGAUGAGGACGACACCCGUUCAACUACCACUUCAACUUCUACACCUCGUGGGCGGAGAAGCAGCGUUGGGUCUGCCUCUGGAUUUUCAUUUAGAUUGGAGGAACGUGCUGAGAAACGGAAGGAGUUUUAUAUGAAACUAGAAGAGAAGAUCCAUGCUAAGGAAGUGGAGAAGACUACUUUGCAGGCCAAAUCAAAGGAGAGUCAAGAAGAAGAGAUCAAAAGGUUGAGGAAGAGCUUGACGUUUAAGGCUGGUCCUAUGCCUAGUUUCUACAAAGAGCCUCCUCCUAAGGUUGAACUGAAGAAGAUACCAACUACUCGUCCAAAAUCACCAAAGCUAGGACGCAGAAAGAGUAGCAGUGAUGCAACAGGAGCUGAAGCUGGUCCUCGUGUGACAAAACCAACAGACUUAUCUACCGUGAAGAAACCGAUAACAAAGUCUCAGUCAAAACCUGAGACUCACGAAAAGUCAGGGAACGUUAAAGAAAGGAAAAAAGAAGGGAAGAAAGAAGAAGCAGAGAAAAGAAGAGAAGAAGAGAAGGCUUCUUCUGUGGCUGAUAAACCAGAAGAGAAGGAAGAAGAAGCAGAGGAAGAGAAGGAUUCUUCCAUAAUGGCUGCUAAACCCGAAGAUAUAGAACCAAACUCCAACAGCAUCCAUGUGAAGGCUGAGAUUAUGGCAAGUGAAGUUGCAGUGGGAGGCUGAUAAAAGCUAAAGAGAGCGUUUGGGACUUGGCAUUGAUCACUUUAUCUCUGCUUCUGCUUCUUCUUUCAAAAGCAUUAAUGUGAAUAGAGUCGUUGUUGCAUUGCGUCUACAUUUUUGAGUUACUCCAUUUCUUUAGUUCUGUUUCGGAAAACUAUGCCUCAGAUUAUUUCUUAAGUUAUAGUCGUUAAUGUUUGCUGAUUCAAAGUGUAAUAUUUUUUGAGGAUUGAAUAUGCAUGAAUUUUUGAAGAGUGGAAACA
This is a messenger RNA of Raphanus sativus (radish), 1796 nucleotides long. Its product is annotated as protein WVD2-like 4. Gene Ontology annotation, biological process: microtubule cytoskeleton organization. The coding region runs from base 265 to 1539 and encodes 424 amino acids. NCBI's taxonomy places the organism in Eukaryota, Viridiplantae, Streptophyta, Magnoliopsida, Brassicales, Brassicaceae. The transcript is spliced from 10 exons. The record is from RefSeq and is a predicted model, not a curated record. Gene Ontology annotation, molecular function: microtubule binding.